Molecule: messenger RNA, 937 nt
Organism: Mangifera indica (mango)
Lineage: Eukaryota; Viridiplantae; Streptophyta; Magnoliopsida; Sapindales; Anacardiaceae
Product: cytokinin riboside 5'-monophosphate phosphoribohydrolase LOG5-like
Exons: 7
Coding region: 196-858 (220 amino acids)
Biological process (GO): cytokinin biosynthetic process
Cellular component (GO): cytosol; nucleus
Molecular function (GO): hydrolase activity, hydrolyzing N-glycosyl compounds
Source: RefSeq, a predicted model, not a curated record
CGGUGAAUUUGGAAAGCAACAUUCUUCGGGGCUUUUGAAGUCCACGUGGGUUAACACGUUCCCAUGGCCGGCCAGAUUAUCAUUGCUACAUGGUUAUAUAUGGUGUCGUUCUACGUUACUCCAUUUGUAUGAAGUCUUCUUUUGGAAAAACGUUUCUUCUCAAAGCUCGAAAAGAAAGGGACAAAGAAGAGACAGAUGGAGGAGAACAACGCAGUAGUCAAGUCAAGAUUCCAAAGGGUUUGUGUUUUCUGCGGAAGCAGUGCUGGAAAGAGAAGCUGUUAUCGCGAUGCCGCUCUUGAGCUUGGCCAAGAACUGGUGUCUAGGAGGCUGGAUCUUGUUUAUGGAGGAGGAAGUGUCGGCUUGAUGGGUCUGGUUUCUCAAGAGGUUCAUCGUGCUGGUGGGCAUGUUUUAGGAAUCAUCCCGAAAAGUCUGAUGAACAAGGAGAUAACCGGAGAAACAGUCGGAGAGGUGAAGCCAGUCGCUGACAUGCACCAAAGGAAAGCAGAGAUGGCCCGCCAUUCUGACUGUUUUAUUGCUUUACCGGGUGGAUAUGGAACUCUUGAAGAGUUAUUAGAAGUGAUCACAUGGGCCCAGUUAGGAAUCCAUGACAAACCAGUGGGUUUGAUUAAUGUAGAUGGAUACUAUGACUCUCUCUUAACCUUCUUCGACAAAGCAGUUGAUGAUGGCUUCAUCCAUCUCGCUGAACGAAGCAUAAUCGUCUCUGCUCCAACUGCGAAAGAGCUCGUCCAGAAGCUCGAGGAUUACGUACCUCUGCACGACGGCGUUGUCGCCAAGGCCAAUUGGGAGGCUGAGCAAGUGGAGCUCAAUACAUCUUUGAAGACUGAGAUUGGGCGCUAAAUAAUCAGGAUGAAAAAUAAAAUCGGAUAAAAGCAAUGCUAUCGGAUUGAAAAUCAAUAAUGAUGGAUUAUUAGCUGGU